ACCUUGCACAAUAUUGAUUUACUGGUAUCAUCCUGUUCAUUUGUUUCACUGCAUAUCUCUGCAGUAUCCUCUGUAUCAUCCGGUGGAUGAAACGUCGGUCUGACCAUUCUAGCAUCUUAUAUGUAGCUUACAAGUUUCAUUGGCUGCGAUAUCAGCCAUGCAUCUGUGGAAUAGUUCGAGCUUGAUAAUGUCAGUAGAUUUACCUGAAGCUAAAGCUGAUACUUUACAAGAAGUUUUUUCAGAAAAAUUUCAAUAUAUCAAUUUGGAUCAUUAUAAUAUUUAUCAUUUUGAAGAGAUUUUGAUUGAUGGUCGACGAUAUCAGUUUAGAUUAUCUUCUAAAGGUGAUCUAAUGACAGUAGUAACACAUAUAGCUGGGAGAGCAAUUCUCUUAGUAUCUGUAUGGACAAAUAUGGAUUAUGAAAAACGUCUUGGUGAAAUUCAUCAAUAUAUUUUAGAAAUGGAGCGUACAGGAUCUAUUCCUAUCGAUUUUCGAGGUAUGCUUGGUCGAGGGAAUGAACAAAUGGUAUCAUAAUUCUUUUCAUCUCAUCUGUCCAAAAUAACGAGUAUAUCCAGGGUAUAUGUUCACAUUUUGCACUUCUCUCUACACUUUUAUAUGUAUAUGGUAUGUAUGUAGGUAUCAUUUUGUAUAUUUCUUUGUUUAAACAGUGCAAAACUAAAGUAGAAAGCUAAUUUUUUAUUUAUUUUAUUUCAAUGAUUCAAUGGUAACAAUAUAUA
This is a messenger RNA of Heterobilharzia americana, 735 nucleotides long. Lineage: Eukaryota; Metazoa; Platyhelminthes; Trematoda; Strigeidida; Schistosomatidae. The record is from the annotation of a GenBank genome assembly.